Messenger RNA from Dictyostelium purpureum, 585 nucleotides. RefSeq lists its product as uncharacterized. Lineage: Eukaryota; Evosea; Eumycetozoa; Dictyosteliales; Dictyosteliaceae. The record is from RefSeq and is a predicted model, not a curated record. The annotation marks the transcript as partial. The transcript is spliced from 2 exons.
AUAGAUGAAAAGAUAAUAGCAUUAAAGUUAUUUAUUAAAGAGAACUAUGUUUUAAAUUUUCUAAAAUCUUUUAUUAAAUUUUGUUCAGAAGAAACCGAAUAUCAACUUUUAAAUUAUCAAAAAACAUCAGUUACUUUAAUGCUCAAUUUUAUUAAAUCAAUACCAAAUGAACAUUCCGAGCUUUGUGACCAAGUAAUGAAAAUUAUUGGGAACCUUGAAGCUUUUGAAGUUUGUGUUUAUUGUUCCAAGGAAAUCCCAAUUGGAGAACAGGUCGAAAAUGUUAUUGAAUGUCCAGAAUGCCACAGUGAUAUUGAAAGAUGCUCAAGAACAUUUUUACUUAUUAACACACCAAAAACAUUAAAUUGUGACUAUUGCUACUCAAGAUCAUUAGUAUUUUCAAAUGAAGAACCAGUAGAAAACCCAACAAAAAAAGUUUUGGACCAAGCAAUUUUUGAAACAUCAUCGAUGCGAUAUGAAUUUUCAUGGGUUAAGUCUCAUGACUCUGCUUGUGUAUACUGUAGAACUCCUCUUAAUGGUUUAUUGACAAAUGAUAGAGUAAUAAAUUAUAAGCAGAUUAAAAAUUAA